AUGAUGCCUUUGAAACCAGGGGCAGUGAAUUCUGGCACCGGGGCGGGGGAGCUUGUCCAAUGGGCCAGUGAACAUGGGAUGGACUUUGUGGGAGAGAUAGGGAUUCCGACUCAUGCAGCAGGUCAUGUGAUUGAUCUCACCUUCUCCAAUGUAGCCUUUGCUUCCACUACAGUGCGUCAAGAUCUACACUGCGGCUCAGAUCACCAGUCUAUGAUCACUAUGCUGCCAACAACACCUCAAACACAGCUGAGUGAUGCUCGGAUCAAGAUCACAGACUCUCAGCUGGAGCCCUUUGCAGAUCUUGUCAGAGGUCUCAUGGUGGACAUGCCUUGCCCAGAGGGGGUUGGAAAUGUGGCACAGCUUGAUGAUCUGGCCCAGCACUUCACUCAGAGUCUUCUGGCUGCAGCUCAGGCAGUCAGUAAGCCAGCUCAACAAGGGCGGACCACAGCCCCCUGGUGGACAGCAGACUGCCGAAGAGCGCACCGAGAGCUCACCACUCACCAGACAGAGGCCGGGAAGCACCAGUUCAAGGAUGCAGUGCGCAAGACCAAGCGUGCAUACUGGAGGCAGGUGAUCAAUGAGCCAGAGAUGGUCAUAGAAGAGACAGCCGCCAAAGCUGAGGCACUUCAACAAGCAAUUCUGAAGCGAUACAACUCAGCUGAUGAUCUGGAGUAUGACCCACUGGAUGAUGAGCACUGGAGCGGCAUGGGGAACCUGCCCUGGAACCCCCGGGUUGGGAUGGAGGAGGUGGAGCGCAACACCAUUGGGGUACAGAGCACCUCCCCAGGCACGGAUGGAAUCACAGUGCGGAUGCUCAAAGCAUGCUGGCAGCAUGUGUCCCUCUUUAUACAGCAGCUAUACAACUGCUGCCUCCGGCUCUGCCACUUCCCACGAGCCUGGAAACUGGCAGAGGUGGCAAUGAUACCCAAGUCAGCCCACAGCAUGGGGGGGCGCUGCCCAGACGAUCUGCAAUGGACCUGGUAG
Messenger RNA from Histoplasma mississippiense, 984 nucleotides. RefSeq lists its product as hypothetical. Lineage: Eukaryota; Fungi; Ascomycota; Eurotiomycetes; Onygenales; Ajellomycetaceae. The coding region runs from base 1 to 984 and encodes 327 amino acids. The record is from RefSeq and is a predicted model, not a curated record. The transcript is spliced from 3 exons.